AUGUCUGUGCCAGAAAUACUACCCCUAGAGAUUAUUGAUAAGACGAUCAGUCAACCUGUUUGGAUCGUUCUGCAGUCGAACCGUGAGUUUACGGGUACAUUGGUUGGGUUUGACGAUUUCGUAAACGUUAUCAUUGAAGAUGCCGUCGAGUGGGUUUACAACAGUAAAUUCGAGGAUGAAAAAAUUCUAGAGCACCAUGGUAGAAUGCUGCUUAGUGGGAAUAACAUUGCGAUGCUAGUGCCAGGUGGUAGGAAAUAA
Torulaspora delbrueckii is the source of this 258-nucleotide messenger RNA. It is a transcript of the gene LSM5, whose product is annotated as RNA-binding protein LSM5. Gene Ontology annotation, molecular function: RNA binding. Bases 1 to 258 code for a protein of 85 amino acids. Gene Ontology annotation, biological process: mRNA splicing, via spliceosome. Lineage: Eukaryota; Fungi; Ascomycota; Saccharomycetes; Saccharomycetales; Saccharomycetaceae. The record is from RefSeq and is a predicted model, not a curated record. The transcript has a single exon. Gene Ontology annotation, cellular component: U4/U6 x U5 tri-snRNP complex; U6 snRNP; Lsm1-7-Pat1 complex.